This is a messenger RNA of Soboliphyme baturini, 417 nucleotides long. The record is from the annotation of a GenBank genome assembly. Lineage: Eukaryota; Metazoa; Nematoda; Enoplea; Dioctophymatida; Soboliphymatidae.
AUGAUGACGCUGACGCGAAAAUUCCCCCUGCAAAACCGUCACGGACGGCACAGCAUCCGUCAGCCGGAGCUAAACGAUGAACCACUGUUUCAAAGGCCGCAUAAUAACGAAAAACCGGCAUCAAAUUACGGCGGGAAACGACGACUAAAGGCAGCUCAAAAUGCGGAUCAGAUCAGCCUCCUGGCGAUCAUCGCCUACAACUGUUCCUCUGCUGCUGUAAAGUCUAGUGAUUUCAAUGCUAGAAAGCGCGAUGAUUUGGCCAUUGAAAUAAGUCAACUGAAAAAUGCUUUUGAUCCCGACGACACGAUGAACGCAGUCAUCAAAUUCCACGGUGCUGUGGUUGGUUCAGCGUUCGGUCAAACAGACCUGUUUCCUUUGCACGAAGUUCACAGCUCCUCUUGUGGGUCGUUUGACUAG